AUGGACAGCGCGUUAAGCAACACGCGCUUCUCCGACCUCAAGCCUCCUCUCUCCGAUCCGGUUCUCCAAGCCCUAACCGCCUCCGGCGUCGAAUUCUGCACUCCGGUUCAAGCCGAAACAAUCCCCUUGCUAUGUAGCUUCAAGGACGUCGCCGUCGACGCCGCCACCGGCUCCGGCAAAACCCUAGCCUUCGUCGUCCCCCUCUUCGAGAUCCUCCGCCGCGCUUCCACCAAUCCCAAGCCUCACCAGGUGAUGGGAAUGAUCAUAGCUCCGACGAGAGAGCUCUCGUCGCAGAUUUACGACGCAGCAAAGCAGUUCGUUUCGACGUCGCCGAAUUUCAAGUGCGUGCUUUUGGUUGGAGGACGCCAAGUGAAAGCUGACAUGCAGCGGAUUCAGGAGGAAGGAGCCAAUUUGCUGAUCGGAACACCCGGUAGACUCUACGACAUUAUGGAACGUAUGGAUCGCUUGGAUUUCCGGAGCUUUGAGAUUUUGAUUUUAGAUGAGGCGGAUAGGCUGUUGGAUAUGGGGUUCGAGAAGCAGCUGACUGGUAUUAUAUCUCGCCUGCCAAAGCUGAGAAGAACUGGUCUUUUUUCAGCUACUCAGACUGAGGCAGUUGAGGAGCUGGCCAGGGCGGGGUUGAGGAAUCCGGUGAGGGUUAAAGUGGUUGCGGAGUAUAUAACACCUUCGGGACUUUCCAUUGAGUAUAUGGAAUGCGACGCAUACAAGAAGCCGUCGCAGCUUGUGGAUAUCCUUGUUAAGAAUAAGUCUCAAAAGACCAUGGUGUACUUCAUGACUGGUGCUUGUGUUGACUACUGGAAAGUUGUUCUAUCAUGCCUCGCUCCCUUGAAGGAUUUCAAUCUGAUUGCUAUCCGUGGGAAGAUGAAACAGAAAGCAAGGGACAAAGCUCUAGCCUCAUUUGCAUCUCUCUCAAGUGGCGUCCUUCUAUGCACUGAUGUUGCUGCCCGUGGACUUGACAUUCCGGGUGUUGACUGUAUAGUGCAGUAUGAUCCACCUCAAAAGCCUAAUGAUUUCGUACAUAGAGUUGGCAGAACAGCACGUAUGGGUAGACAAGGCAGUGCAAUUGUUUUCCUGUUACCAAAGGAGGAAGCUUAUGUGGAAUUCCUGCGGAAAAAAGGAGUUCCUCUUCAAGAAAGGAUAUGUCCGGAUGAUGUCUCUGAUGUUGUUCUUCAGCUACGAUCUGCUGCAAGAAAAGACCGUGAUAUCAUGGAAAAGGGCAAGCGGGCUUUGAAAUCUUACGUCCGUGCUUAUAAAAAACACGGCUGCUCCUACAUUUUCAGGUGGAAAGAACUUGAACUUGGGAAGUUGGGCAUGGGGUUUGGACUACUACGGCUCCCUGCAAUGUCUGAGGUAAAACACAACACACUUUCCACGGAGGGUUUCACUCCUGUUGCAGACAUCAACUUGGAGGAGAUCAAAUAUAAGGACAAAGCUCGCGAGAAGCAAAGGAGGAAGAAUCUGCUAGUGAAGAAAGAGGCAAAAGAGCAAGAUCCUAAACCUCAAAAAACCAACAAAAAUCCAAGUGCUGCAGCUAAGGUGACGAAGAAGAAAACAGCUAAGAAAAGAGGGGCUGAACAGACAGUUGAAGAUGCUGAUGAGUUGACGAGAGAAUAUCGCCUGCUAAAAAAGCUGAAAAAGGGGACUAUUGAUGAAGCUGAGUUUGCUAUGAUGACAGGAACUGAAAACUUACUUUGA
Fragaria vesca subsp. vesca is the source of this 1713-nucleotide messenger RNA. RefSeq names its product DEAD-box ATP-dependent RNA helicase 18-like. Gene Ontology annotation, molecular function: ATP binding; nucleic acid binding. Bases 1 to 1713 code for a protein of 570 amino acids. Gene Ontology annotation, cellular component: nucleolus. The record is from RefSeq and is a predicted model, not a curated record. NCBI's taxonomy places the organism in Eukaryota, Viridiplantae, Streptophyta, Magnoliopsida, Rosales, Rosaceae. The transcript has 11 exons.